AGAGUGAAAUGCGAAACUCUUCCCAGAGCUUGUGAUCACAGCAUCCGUACAGACAAAGCCAGACUCGCCCGCUCCUUUAACUCCAGGAUUAGAACCUCCAGGUCAAACAUGGACGGCGCCCGAACCCCCUCCAACACGCUGGUGCUUGUGUUUAAAGAAGAUCACGCACUGACAGAGAUGAUGCGUCUCCGUGUGUCCUCCCUGCAGCGCUUGGGGCAGAAGCGCCAGGAGGGCGAGCGCCUGCUCCUCUCCCACGAGGCCAUUUACCGGCUGGACUUUCCCAGCCAGGAGCUGAGCUUCUCCCGCUGGUACUUCUCCCUCGCCGCCCAUGGCCGCGUCACCAUCACCGGCAUCUCUCAGCACUGGACACCCGACCUCACCCACCUGAUGACCCGUCAGCUCCUGGAGCCCAUCGGCACAUUUUGGCGGAACGCCGAGGACCCGGAGGAUUCUCCGCUCAAAUGGCUUGAGGCAGACAUGCAGGAGUUUGGGGAGAGGAUCGCAGAGCUGGCCAAGGUCAGGAAGGUCAUGUACUUCCUGCUCGCUUUCAAGGAUAGCGCGGAGGCCGCCAACCUCAGCUGCUCGGUGGAGUUCACACUCGACAAAUGACCCUUAACCGUUAUUGAGUAGAAUAUUUUUAGCGCAAUAUUUGUGUUUAAUCUUUCCCCUUUAGAAAAGAACAAUUGGAGCUGAAAUAAAAACUUUGGAUCUGGAAAUCAAAGAAAGACAUAAGCUUCCCAUUUUCUCUAAAAAACCUUUGCCCAUUUCUUAAAGUGAAAGUUUAAUAGUAAAACAAUAAUAGUUUUACCUUCAUUGAGCACAAUUUAUUUAAAACGGUUGCUUUCCUUUCUAAACUGCACAAAGAGCAAAUGUUUAACAGCAUCCCAAUAGCCUAAAGUAGGGCCAAUACCAGUACUUCUUCAUGGAAAUCAUUUUUUCUCCCAAACUAGCCUUAAAAAAGCCUCAUUGUUGCGUGAACAUUAGCUAGACACAAGAGGAGACUAAUAUAAUAUAAUGUUAGAGAAGAAGACAUUUUUGGAGGGGACGUCCUCACCCAAACAGGCGGAAAGGGUUUUGUGAUUAAUUUGGCUCAGCUCGAUAUUGUAAUUAUUGUCUAGUUGUUUGCCAUUUCUGUUCUGUUUUCUAAAUCUUGUUUUUCGGAGGCAGCCACCGUAGACACAGAACAAAGCAGUAGCGAAAGGAAUACAACAUUCAUACAACACAGAUCAAUGGAGUGAAAUCCAUUAAAGAUCGACUGAAAGCUGUCUGUGCCUCUCAUUGGUGCCGGUUGUUCAUGUUGUUGCUGGAAAGAGGAAGGAGGCAGGGCGGUACAGGAGGAGGGGAGGA
Messenger RNA from Pungitius pungitius (ninespine stickleback), 1347 nucleotides. RefSeq names its product olfactory marker protein a (gene ompa). NCBI's taxonomy places the organism in Eukaryota, Metazoa, Chordata, Actinopteri, Perciformes, Gasterosteidae. The record is from RefSeq and is a predicted model, not a curated record. The coding region runs from base 109 to 609 and encodes 166 amino acids. The transcript is spliced from 2 exons. Gene Ontology annotation, biological process: signal transduction; sensory perception of smell.